Molecule: messenger RNA, 936 nt
Organism: Aspergillus oryzae RIB40
Lineage: Eukaryota; Fungi; Ascomycota; Eurotiomycetes; Eurotiales; Aspergillaceae
Product: Zn(II)2Cys6 transcription factor
Exons: 3
Coding region: 1-936 (311 amino acids)
Biological process (GO): positive regulation of transcription from RNA polymerase II promoter by galactose
Cellular component (GO): nucleus
Molecular function (GO): DNA-binding transcription factor activity, RNA polymerase II-specific; RNA polymerase II cis-regulatory region sequence-specific DNA binding; zinc ion binding
Source: RefSeq, a predicted model, not a curated record
AUGCCAGCGCGGCAUGGUCCUGAUCAACGCGCUUCAAGCUCGGCAUUGACAUCCAAACAACGACAGAAAGUAUCGCGGGCAUGCGAUCGAUGCCGUACCUUCCGCACCAAGUGCGGGGAGAAGCCGUGCCCACGCUGUGUGCUUGAUAAAGUCAGAUGUACGUGGACCUCCAGUCCAGCCGCCAGGCAAAAGUCUAAGACCCUCGUCUCAACCGGAAGAGAGCACCACCCCGAGCCCCGUCCCAGGGACAGUGUUCGACUCGAUGCGUCUCCGGAAAUCUCCCUGGCGCCGGUCACCGUCGGCCGACCGCAAAUGCCCUCAGCCCCUGCCGGUAGUGCCACUGAGAUUAUUCCUAAUCAUGGCCGCGUGAAGCUGGACGAGCACAUGGAGCCGCUCAACCGCCCGGCGUAUGUCUUCGUCAAAAUCGAUGCCUUCUUUGCCGAUUCUAGGACCACGUCGCGCACCUCCACGCACGGAGCAAUGGCGGAUCUGAAAACUGCAUAUCCGGGUCCGUUUCCUGAUCUGCCGAAUAUUGCAGCGUUGGCGGACAGGCAACCUCCCUGCAAUGAGCACUUGACGGAGGAUCAACAAAUGUAUUUUCUGAGAAUGUUUUGGGAAGCAUAUCAUCCGCUCUUGCAAGUUUCUGAUGAAGCGGAAUUCCAAUCGCUGUUGGAUUUGGAUCGGCGACAAGAUUCCGAGGUUGGGAGAUUGACCAAGGCAUUGGUAAAUUGUAUGACGGCUUUAGGAAUCCAAUACAGCCAUGGGGCCGGCCUAACUUCCCGCAUCCUGACUUUGCGCCGUUGUGCGGUCAAUAUCUCGUCAGUAGGGUAUGGAUAUUUCCGUCGCUGCCGCGAUUAUAUCGCCCUUCUGACCGAGCCCACACUCCUAUCGAUGCAAUGCUACGCUCUGAUGUCUUUGUAUCUCAUGAAUCCAUAG